Molecule: messenger RNA, 2221 nt
Organism: Nomascus leucogenys (northern white-cheeked gibbon)
Lineage: Eukaryota; Metazoa; Chordata; Mammalia; Primates; Hylobatidae
Source: RefSeq, a predicted model, not a curated record
AUGGCCAAGUCCAAGGUCACACAGCCAAGUGCAUCUGAGCAGCGCAGGAUCCAGGUUUCCUGCCCCAGUGCUGUUUCUGCAGCCCAUGCCACCUGUUUUCAUACUAUCUCGGUUCACCUUCCAGCUACACACCUGCAAUCAGAAACAGAAAGUCUGAGAGUGUGUGUGGAGACAAAGAGGGGACAGCAGUGGUUAGAAGCAAAGCACAAGUCAUACCUACAUUCAAGGAGAGGGGACCGUGCAAAGGAUAAACUGCAGGAGAGAGACAACAGAUUUACAUCCCAGACACAUUCACACUGGGCCAAGAGCAGCUGCCAUUGCAGAUUCGAGUUACGUCCUUUCUUCCCUCCUCCUCCUUCUUGGAGUUACAACAGAAGCUGGGGAGGUGAGAGUGCAGAAAGGACAUGGAUGAAGCAGAGAGGCACGUGCCUGUCUCAUUCGCCUCUGGAUCUGCUGCAUCCAGGACCACGCCAGCACAAAGUGGGAGCCCGAUAUUUAUUGAAGAAAUGAAAGGUGACAGAAGGCAGAAGGAGGGAGACCCCAAAAAAAGCUCCCCAUCCAUCCUGCUGAGAGCCACCUCCGCCACUCAAUGAAACCCCUGCAUUCAUCCUUCAGGUUUAUGUGUGACCUGAUUCUUCCGGGACACUGGACAACGACCUAGGUGCAGUGAACUGUCUAACACUUAAGUCAUCCAUGGACAGCAAGGCUAACAAAAUGCUCUAACAUGUGCCCACUUGGACUCUGGGAAUAGCAGACACCCACUCAUAGAUGCCACCGUGGGGCUGGAGCCCAAAAAGUGCUCACCCUGGCUCCUGCAUCUGCCCGUCUGCAUGUUCCCCCUCCGGUAAGGGGUUUGAGGAUGUGGCGGCCGAACAUAAGAGCUAUGCCCCUGUCACACAUCAUGGGACAGGGGUCAGGGAACUCUCCCAUUUCACUUUCAAAUAUUCCAGGUCCCCUUUUUGUUUGGGAGCCAGAGUCUAGUGGAGACAGAGAUAGAAAGCCUGAAAUAGGACCUGGGCAAUAUAAACCUACAUGCUGUAAGCCAAGUCAGAGUGAGGCUGAUGUGAUAACAAAAGUCUGAAUAAAAGGUGGGAGACAAUUAUUCUGACUGAAAGGGAGGCAAGAGUUCUGCCGUAGGCUUGAUGCUAUGUGCCCCUGGCUUCCUAACUCAUUUGCAAAUGGAAAAUACUAUUGCAUUGUAGGAACCUUCUUUUUCCAUUUGUCUGGGGAAGGAGAAAGAAUGGCUGGGCUGAAUGAUUUUAUCCCUUGGUCCUCUUCCAACAAAGCUCAGCUAUGAAAGAUAAAUCCAGCUCUCCCCACCCCCUCUCAGUGGAGCUGGGGAGAAAUCAAAAGCCCCUCUGCCAAUAAUGAGACCAAAGUUUGCAAGGGCAGGACGAGCCCGUGCUAACGGAGAAAGUGUUUCCUCAAUUUGGUUUUAGACUGUCUUGUCCUAUGGGGGAGAAAAGGUCUGCCCUUGGGAGAGGUGCCAACUUUAUAGAUCUAUUAAUAAAAGAACUGGCAGGCUUACAGUUCUUGCCAAUGAGGAAACUUGAAUGAGAGAAGCCAGGCUCAACCUUGGCCAACAGACUGGAGCCCAUCACCCUAACUUCACCCCGCUUCUCCUUACCCAAGCCUCAAAGGCUAGGCAGCACCCACCCAGCAGCUUCCACCUGACUGAAGCCUGCACCUGCUCCAGACCAAGGGUUAGAUGGAAAUUUGGCAUGGGAAGAGAGGGCUCACCUGUGGGCAGGAUAGAGUCUAUCCAAGAAGGAGAUCUGAAAAAUUAAAACCUGUGAGACAAGGGAUGAUCCUGAAGGCAGGCAGGAGAAAGGGCUGGAGGGAGAGGACACUGGGGAAUUUUUCCGGGUGAAUAUCGAAGUUACUAGAUGUUUUGUCUUGCAAAACUCAAGGGAAAACUCUCAAACUCUAAUGUUUGUCUAUUCUGUGUCCAAAUUGUCCUUUUGAAAUGGACCCACCUUUCAGUAAAGAAACUUGCAUUGGCCUGCCCAGCCUCGUGUGCUAGUUCUGUGGAAACUGACUGGCUAGGGUGGCCACAGGAGGAAGAGCCUGGUUCUCCCUCACCAGCUCCUUGUGAAGAAGGGACCUGGUCAAUAAGGCAAACGACACCACUUGCCAACAUUUGAUAUUGCCAAGUGCUUUUGUUUGGCACUACUAUAGAUUUUAAAAAUGUAUCUCACUUUUAAAAUAUGCAUUUUCUUGA